CACCGCCGCCGCCCAGGCCUAGGCCGGAGCGCCUUUUCCUUCCCUCCCGCCGCCACCGCCGCGGCCCAGCCCCGCCUCUGCCAUGUCGGCCCAGGCCCAGAUGCGCGCCCUGCUGGAUCAGCUCAUGGGCACGGCCCGGGACGGUUCAGUGUAUCUUUGCCUGCCUACAUCAAUCUGCAAGGGAGUUGCAGAAAAGCCUCAUGUUCAUCGAGCCGAGAUGAAACCAGACAAAGAGUGAAGUUUACAGACGAUCGUGUUUGCAAGAGCCAUCUUCUGGAUUGCUGUCCUCAUGAUAUCCUGGCCGGAACACGGAUGGACCUGGGAGAAUGUACGAAGAUCCAUGAUUUGGCACUGCGUGCAGAUUAUGAGAUUGCAAGUAAAGAGAGAGACCUGUUUUUUGAACUCGAUGCGAUGGAUCACCUGGAAUCCUUCAUCGCAGAGUGUGAUAGGAGAACUGAACUGGCCAAGAAACGCCUCGCUGAGACACAGGAAGAGAUCAGUGCUGAAGUGUCUGCAAAGGCAGAGAAGGUACACGAGCUGAAUGAAGACAUUGGAAAACUCCUAGCUAAAGCAGAACAGCUGGGAGCUGAGGGAAACGUUGAUGAGUCUCAAAAGAUCCUGAUGGAGGUGGAGAAAGUCCGAGCAAAGAAGAAAGAAGCAGAGGAAGAAUACCGAAAUUCAAUGCCUGCAUCCAGUUUCCAGCAGCAGAAGCUGCGUGUGUGUGAAGUCUGUUCAGCAUAUCUGGGUCUCCAUGACAACGACCGGCGCCUUGCUGACCACUUCGGAGGCAAAUUACACUUGGGUUUCAUUCAGAUUCGUGAGAAACUGGAUCAGCUGAGGAAAACAGUGGCAGAAAAGCAAGAGAAGAGGAACCAGGAUCGUUUGAGACGGAGAGAGGAGAGAGAACGAGAGGAGCGAAUGGGCAGGCGGUCUGGAUCAAGAAAUAGAGAUCGUCGAAGAUCACGGUCUCGGGAUAGGAGGCGAAGACGCUCGAGAUCAGCUUCCCGUGAACGGCGGAAGUCUCGCUCCAGGUCCCGGGACCGACACAGACGCCACCGGAGCCGCUCCCGCAGCCACAGCAGAGGUCACCGACGGGGGUCCAGAGACAGGAGUUCAAAACACAAAUCUUCUAGAGAUCGAUCUUCAAGAGAAAAGUCACGAGACAGAAAAGAGAAGAGCUCUUCUGAGAGGCGGCAGGAGAGCACAAAUGGCAAAUCUCGUUCCAAGAGAUCAGAAGAGAGAGAAGCUGGCGAAAUCUGAACUCAACUGAUUGGUGUUGCACUGUAAAUAGUCUGAUAAACAUUCUACACAAAGCCUAAACUUCCCAUUUAUAUUUACUGAAUACAACUCAUCUUUUGUAGUUUGGGAUUUUUAUUGUUUGGCAGAUAGCUGUGAGUUUGUAGAGACACAGAGUUACGUACUGUUUAACAGGAUUUUGUUUGAGUAGGAAUAAAUAAAUCUGGAUGGAUGGUUUCCAAUUCA
Messenger RNA from Cuculus canorus (common cuckoo), 1482 nucleotides. RefSeq names its product LUC7 like (gene LUC7L). The record is from RefSeq and is a predicted model, not a curated record. Gene Ontology annotation, biological process: mRNA splice site recognition. Gene Ontology annotation, molecular function: mRNA binding. Gene Ontology annotation, cellular component: U2-type prespliceosome; U1 snRNP. Lineage: Eukaryota; Metazoa; Chordata; Aves; Cuculiformes; Cuculidae. The coding region runs from base 313 to 1260 and encodes 315 amino acids. The transcript has 11 exons.